CGUGAAUAGUUGUAUUGUCUACCGUGCAAUGCAGUUCCCUUGCUUCCGCAUACUGCACUUGUUACUUCCGACGGAGUACUCGUGCUCCUCAGGUGCUCACCAAACCGGCCCGGGCCAAUGAUAGCCGUGAUUCGCGGAGAAAUUGCGCCUUUCCAUUAUUUCUCACCUGCAGGUGUCUGACAAAUUCUAGUUCUUUCCCUCAGCUCUUCCGACUGUACUGUGAACUGAAUUAUUGAAAUUUAAAUGGCGCCCAUCAAGACACAAUGGACACGUCUGAUUCGGUUCGUAGCCAUCGAGACUUCGCGUGUGCACAUCGGUGAGCCUGUGGAUGCUUUGUUGGAUGUGGGCUUGGCUGCCCACGAAGGCAAGACUAUCAAGGCGUAUGAAAUCGUCGGUUCUGCGUUAGACCCUGCCGCUCAGGUUUCGAAGAACAUACUUACCGUGAAGCAACUCUUGACGCCUCUGGCCGCAGAAGAAGUCAAGGUGGUUCGAUGCUUGGGGCUGAAUUAUUCGGAUCACGCUGCCGAGGCGAAGAUGGCUAAACCAAUGUAUCCGGUUUUGUUCUACAAACCCGUCAACUCUCUCAUCGGACCUCUGGCACCCAUCGUUAUCCCAACGGCUGUUCAGCCCCCGAAGGAGCACCAGUCAGACUAUGAAGUCGAGUUCACUAUCGUGAUUGGAAAACCCGCGAAGGAUGUAUCGGAGGAGGACGCUCUGGACUACGUCCUCGCAUACACCGGGGCGAAUGAUGUAUCGUUCCGAAAACACCAAAUGAUCGUUUCGCAAUGGGGAUUCUCUAAAAGCUUCGAUAACACAAAUCCAUUGGGACCCUGUCUGGUCUCUGCAUCUGCAAUCCCUGACCCUCAAGCCGUGUCCCUCAAAUCCAUUUUGAAUGGAACGCUUGUACAAAACGGGACUACUGCCGACCAGAUCUUCAAUGUCAGGCAAACAAUUGCCCACCUAUCCCAAGGCACUACGCUAGAGCCGGGUUCAAUUAUCUUAACAGGUACACCUGCUGGUGUCGGAUUUGUCCGCAAGCCACCCUUGUAUCUCAAAGACGGCGACAACAUUUCGGUGUGGGUAGGGAACGGUAUUGGUACACUUGUAAACGAUGUGCAGGAGGCGAAGGCCCCAGUCAAAGCAAAACUGUAACAAUCUACACUCGCAAUAAUGUAUCUGACCAAUGAAAUAUUGCUGGGA
Guyanagaster necrorhizus is the source of this 1200-nucleotide messenger RNA. Its product is annotated as fumarylacetoacetate hydrolase. Gene Ontology annotation, molecular function: acetylpyruvate hydrolase activity. Bases 244 to 1152 code for a protein of 302 amino acids. Lineage: Eukaryota; Fungi; Basidiomycota; Agaricomycetes; Agaricales; Physalacriaceae. The record is from RefSeq and is a predicted model, not a curated record. The transcript has 8 exons.